Messenger RNA from Myotis lucifugus (little brown bat), 2095 nucleotides. RefSeq names its product EP300 interacting inhibitor of differentiation 3 (gene EID3). The transcript has a single exon. NCBI's taxonomy places the organism in Eukaryota, Metazoa, Chordata, Mammalia, Chiroptera, Vespertilionidae. Bases 628 to 1782 code for a protein of 384 amino acids. The record is from RefSeq and is a predicted model, not a curated record. Gene Ontology annotation, cellular component: nucleus; Smc5-Smc6 complex. Gene Ontology annotation, biological process: DNA repair.
GACUCAAUUUACAUUUGUAUAAUAAAGAAUUGAGUUACAAACAGCCAUCUUGCAAAUGAGCCCUUGGAGUUAGGCCUACUUGUAAUAGGGUUUUGCAGUCUUGCUCCUUGGCCUUACGGGCAUGGGCAGUUUAUAAUCUAGACAGAUUUAGUUCUCAAAAAAUGAAAGAAUAAUCAUAGUAACAAUGAAAAACCAAGGUCGACCAAACUGCAAUAUGUGGCAGCAAUCUAAAGCGCAGGACCUUGAGUUUCCCCACAGUUUUGUCAAACAUCCAGGUGUUUCUCAGAAAGCUAAAUGACACUGUCAGUAAAUGGUAAAACAAUACCUAUCGCCUACACGGGUGUUCAGUGUGGGGUUGGGACCCAUUGUUGCGUCGUGUUCUGUGCGCCGGCGCGGUCCCGUGCAUGCGCCGCCUUCCGCGAGGUGGGCUUUCUGCAGGGCCCUGCGCCUGGGCUCCGCGGGGCGGGCUGUCGGGAGGCGGGGGAGCUUGGGCGGGGCCUCCUGCGACGCCAGCCCUGCGCAUGGGCGGACGUCUUCUCAGCUCUGCCUGACGCCGCCGGCCGUUGUCGGUGAGAAACAUCGCGAAGGCCCCGAGCAGAGCGCUACCUGAGCUCCACUGUCACCGACAUGUCUGAUGAAAAAGAUUCCCUGCGGGGAGACGAAGAGAAAGGAGAGGAGCCAGUGGUGCGUGCCAUCCCCAGCAGUGCCAUCCCCGGCAGUGCGUUCUCUCUGAAGCAGGCCGAGGAGGUGGACCCCCUGAAGCUGGAAGUGGCGAUGGGGGCUGACGGCUUCUCUGACAGCUGCUCCGAGGACUGCUCUGACGACCUCAGCUGUGCGGCAGCCCACAUAGAUCCAAAUCUCCUAUUGCUUGUGGCUGACGAGGAGAAAUGCCGGAAUAUCCGCAGGCAGUACCGGCAGCUCAUCUAUAACGUCCAGCAGAACCGGGAAGACAUCGUGAACACGGCGAGCGACUCAUUAACUGAGGCUCUGGAGGAAGCCAAUGUCCUGUUUGAUGGAGUGAGCCGAACAAGGGAAGCAGCUCUCGAUGCCCAGUUUCUUGUUUUGGCUUCUGAUUUGGGUAAAGAAAAAGCAAAGCAGCUGAACUCUGAUAUGAGCUUUUUUAAUCAAGUAGCAUUUUGUGAUUUUCUGUUUAUUUUUGUGGGUCUGAACUGGAUGGAAGAUGAUGAACAUGAUGCGUUGAAUGGUUGUGAUGAUAACAUAGUUCUUUCCUUCUGGGAGACAGUACAUAAGGAAGCAACAUCCUGGAUAUCGCAAGCUGAAACAUUCCACUUUCUUUUUGGUUCAUUCAAGUCAGAGUCUUCUGCACCGAAGCGGCGACCUGGACACUAUAAAAAAGCUCCCAGGGUGGAGGAAAACGUGGAUAUGCCUACAAAGCUGAGGAGGCUGGACCUGAGUAGCAAUCAAGAAGGGACAGAAAAAGAAGUAGAAAGAAUCUUAGGGUUGUUGCAAACGUAUUUUCGAAAGUAUCCUGACACUCCCGUAUCCUAUUUUGAGUUUGUGAUUGAUCCAAAUUCUUUUUCUCGUACUGUGGAGAAUAUAUUCUAUGUUUCUUUCAUUAUAAGGGAUGGUUUUGCAAGAAUAAGGCUUGAUCAAGACAGGUUGCCAAUAUUAGAGCCCAUUAAUGUUAACCAAGUGGGUGAGGAAAAUGAUCCCAGUUCCCAUGGCAGGAAACAAGGAGUUAUAUCUUUGAGUUUACAGGACUGGAAAAAUAUUGUGGCGACUUUUGAAAUUUCAGAGGCUAUGAUUAAAAGCUCUUACUAAACAUUUUUGUUCUUAGUAUAGGGUGCAUUUCGUGGCUUUUCUAAAGUAUCAUCUCAAAAUAGAGUGUAAAACCUAAAUAGAAGCCCAUAUUGUAUCUCUUGUAAAGUGAGAAAAUAUUUUCAAGAACAUCAGAAAUUGUCUUACUGUGCAGUGUAUUUUUCCUGGUAGUUUAUAAAGUUGUCAUGAUCUGUUAUUUAAAAACAAUCACUGGCAUGUUCAUGGAAAUUUUUUUGAAUGUCCUUUAAGACUUUAUUAAUAAAAUUCAGUUCCAAAUUUCAUAAAUUAAAAGGUAUGUUAUAAUUUGCAAAAAAAA